AUGUCACUAUUGCCAAUCAUCUUACUGGCAUCCACUGCUUAUGGAUAUGCAAACCCUGGCUUUUGUUCAGGGAUUUGUAAUGUCCAUGACCCGGCUGUGAUCCGUAGAGAGUCCGAUGGAAUAUACUUUCGUUUCUCAACAGGAAACAAAAUUUCCUAUGCUUCUGCAUCUGAAAUUGAAGGGCCAUGGACAGCGAUUGGGUCUAUGUUACCAAGUGGAUCUUCAAUUGAUAUUGAUGGGUAUGACGAUCUUUGGGCCCCAGACGCCAACUUCGUUGACGGUUUUUACUACGUCUUUUAUUCAGUUUCGACAUUUGGAUCACAGGAAUCGGCUAUUGGCCUUGCAACAUCACCUACCAUGGAUCUCUACUCCUGGACUGACCAUGGCCGAGUGGGGAUUGAUUCUUAUUAUGGAGAUGUGUAUAAUGCUAUUGAUGGUAAUCUAUUCCUGGAUGCGACAAAGACUUCAGGGUCUUCCUCACACAACAUAGCGUAUGAUCCAUCGGGAGAUCACGCUGAGGAAGGGUCAUACUUAUAUAAGUAUGGUAGUUACUAUUAUUUGUUCUAUUCGGCUGGAAUUUGCUGCGGAUAUGACACAUCGAUGCCGGCCUCUGGAGAGGAGUAUAAAAUCAAGGUUUGUCGUUCAACAUCGGCAACAAAAGGCUUUGUUGAUGCCAAUGGUGUCGCUUGUACUGAUGGCGGUGGAACAAUCGUGCUAGAGAGCCAUGGAACAGUGUAUGGUCCUGGCGGCCAAGGUGUAUUUACCGAUCCUACCCUAGGUCCUGUUUUGUAUUAUCAUUAUGUUGACACUACAAUCGGGUAUGCCGACGACCAGAAGUUGUUUGGAUGGAACAGCAUUGAUUUUUCAACUGGAUGGCCCGUUGUCUAA
Talaromyces proteolyticus is the source of this 888-nucleotide messenger RNA. Its product is annotated as endo-alpha-1,5-arabinanase precursor. Gene Ontology annotation, biological process: carbohydrate metabolic process. The transcript is spliced from 5 exons. Lineage: Eukaryota; Fungi; Ascomycota; Eurotiomycetes; Eurotiales; Trichocomaceae. The record is from RefSeq and is a predicted model, not a curated record. Gene Ontology annotation, molecular function: arabinan endo-1,5-alpha-L-arabinosidase activity. Bases 1 to 888 code for a protein of 295 amino acids.